AUGGAAUCGGUACUCCUGGAACACUUUCCUGCUGGGCUGGACUCCUUCUCCUCAGAAUCUUACUUCGACGACGAGGAAUUUUUCACUGAUCAGUUUUCCCGCGACCCUAUGGAAGGUGACGAGCUCCUGGAGGCCGAGGUGGACUUCCUGAGCCCGCCGUUGCACGGGUGUUACCGCAGCGACGGGGCUGGCGGUGGCUCAGCAUCCGAACAUGUGCCCGAACUCUCUCGGUGCUCGGCGGCGGCAGCGGCAGCGCGGCGGCGGCGGCGGGUGCGCUCCGAGGCGGAGCUGCAGCAACUGAGGCAGGCGGCCAAUGUGCGCGAGCGACGGCGGAUGCAGUCCAUCAACGACGCCUUCGAGGGGCUGCGCUCUCAUAUCCCCACUCUGCCCUACGAGAAGCGCCUCUCCAAGGUGGACACUCUGCGCCUCGCCAUUGGCUACAUCAACUUCCUCAGUGAGCUGGUCCAGUCCGACUUACCUUUGCGCAGCGCGGGCAGCCAGAGCCCAUGCCAGCCCAAGAAGGUUAUCAUCUGCCACCGGGGCACAAGAUCACCUUCUCCAAGUGACCCAGAUUAUGGACUUCCUCCUCUUGCUGGGCAUUCACUCUCCUGGACUGAUGAAAAACAACUCAAGGAGCAAAACAUUAUUAGAACUGCUAAAGUCUGGACUCCAGAAGACCCCAGAAAGUUAAUCGGCAAAUCGUCUGUGAACAAUAUUGAAAACGAGCCCCCAUUUGAUUUCAUAUCAUAA
Molecule: messenger RNA, 750 nt
Organism: Notechis scutatus (mainland tiger snake)
Lineage: Eukaryota; Metazoa; Chordata; Lepidosauria; Squamata; Elapidae
Source: RefSeq, a predicted model, not a curated record